AAAUGCCGAAAUUCUUCUGCGACUACUGCGACGUCUACCUAACGCACGACUCCAUGUCGGUCCGCAAAGCGCACAACAGCGGCCGCAACCACCUGCGCAACGUGCAAGCCUACUACGAGCAGAUCUCCUCCGACCAGACCCAACAAGUCAUCAACAGCAUCACAGACGCGUACAACAGCGAAGGCCAAGCCAACCCCUUGUACCAAGCGAACCUGAACGGCGGCGGCGGCGGCGCGGGCGGCUUCGCGAUGAGCGGCGGUAUGGGCGGGCCAAUGGGGAUGCCGAUGGGGAUGCCGCCGAUGGGAAUGCCGAUGCCGAUGCCGAUGGGGGGGCCGCCGAUGGGGAUGGGGGGGCCGCCGUUGGGGUUUGCGCCGCCUGGCGGAAUGCCCAACAUGCCACCCCCGUUUAUGGGCCGCGGCGGUCCUCCUAAUAUGCCCCCCUUCCCCCCGAACGGCAUGCCGCCUAAUUUGCCCCCCUUCCCGCCCCCCAAUAUGGCCGGUGGCCCGCCCAAUAUGCCUCCGUUCCCGUUUCCACCCCCGCAUGCGGCGGGCUCGCCGCAGGGGGGACUGCCGUUUCCGCCGCCGGGCGCGAUGGGGAUGCCGCCUAGGGGGUUUGCUGGACCGCCGGGGCGUUAGGAACGUGUUGGUGUUUGUCAGGGGGGAGAGGAGGGGAUGGGGGGAUGAGUAUAGUAAUGCGAGGUUGGACUGUGGCGCGCAUACCGCGGGCAUCGGGAGGGGAGAUGUGUGAGGCGAGCGGGCAGUGUAUCAACAUCAACAUCAACAAGCAUGAUAUUUUCCAUCGGCGUUAAGGUUCAGGGUCAGUAUCAGGAUCAGGGUUAGGGUCCAUGUUUUGCACACCAGAAGAAGAAAAGCAUAGCGAUACCCAUAGGAAGAAAUCUUUACAAUUUAUUUAAACACGCCUGAAACGUGAUUGAGCUUGAAUAUAGUGUCGAUAAAAAAGUCUAAUAAUUAUAAA
This is a messenger RNA of Dothidotthia symphoricarpi CBS 119687, 975 nucleotides long. Its product is annotated as zf-U1-domain-containing protein. Gene Ontology annotation, biological process: mRNA 5'-splice site recognition; spliceosomal snRNP assembly; mRNA splicing, via spliceosome. Gene Ontology annotation, cellular component: nucleus; U1 snRNP. Gene Ontology annotation, molecular function: zinc ion binding; pre-mRNA 5'-splice site binding. The transcript is spliced from 2 exons. The record is from RefSeq and is a predicted model, not a curated record. NCBI's taxonomy places the organism in Eukaryota, Fungi, Ascomycota, Dothideomycetes, Pleosporales, Dothidotthiaceae. The annotation marks the transcript as partial.